This is a messenger RNA of Frieseomelitta varia, 1081 nucleotides long. RefSeq names its product kxDL motif-containing protein CG10681. Gene Ontology annotation, cellular component: BORC complex. The record is from RefSeq and is a predicted model, not a curated record. Gene Ontology annotation, biological process: lysosome localization. Bases 111 to 725 code for a protein of 204 amino acids. Lineage: Eukaryota; Metazoa; Arthropoda; Insecta; Hymenoptera; Apidae. The transcript is spliced from 4 exons.
UAUGAUUGGAGAAUUUGACUGGAACAAACAGAUGUGGUCAUGUUGAGAUUAUGUAAGAAUAAAUAUAGUAUUUAUGCAACAUAAUAUUUAAAGAAUAAAGAAACAAAAAGAUGGCAACAGCGCAAGGUACACCAGAAUCUGAUACUGGAAGUUUCGAGUGCUUUCAAAAUUAUACGGCACCAGAAGUAUUUAUUCAAGGUUUGGCUGGAAUUGUUGAUCAACAGGAUGUAGAAUCUAUGAUAAGGGCUCAAAAGCAAAUGUUGCAGAGAUUUGAAAAAACUAACGAGAUGUUGACUAAUUGCAAUCAGUUGUCAAUAAAUAGAUUAAAAACUGCUGGCAACGAAUUCAAAAAACACACAGCGUUAUUAGUGGAGAUGAAGAGAGAUCUGGAUUAUAUUUUUAAAAGAAUUCGUAUUGUAAAGAACAAACUAAGUCAACAAUAUCCUCAAGCAUUUAACGAAGCUGUAAGGAGCAGUUUAGCAGAAGAAGUAAUCGUUGAAGAUGUAGACUGUCCUGUAAAACCGCUUGAACCUGAAAUUGUUCCAUUACCAAGCGCCUCUCAUACUGUUACGGAUCGAGAUCCAGAUUCUGAUGUGCCGGUUGAGGAGUUUCAAUUCGCUAAGCUGCGGAAACGACGAAUAAAGAGCAACGAUAGUUCGUCAACGGAGAGCAACAACGAUCAAAGUAACGCCGAUACUUCGUCCUGCACGUCCGAUACUGGUUAAAACGUUCGUUCCAGAAUUAGAGAAUCGGAAGACUACGAAAAAGAAGAAUUGCCAAAAAAGAAAAGAAAGAGAUAAUAAUAAUAAUAAUAAUAAUAAUAAAAUAAUAAUAAUAAAACAAAAAAGAGAGGAAAAAGAAGAUUGAUAUUUUAUACGUUAAUGUUAUCGCGCAAAAUGGUUAGCCGACAAUAACGGUUCAGUUCCAUCGAUGGCAAGUAACUACGAAAAUUUGGAAAGUUUCGAUUACAUGCAAUUUACAUGAAGUAGAUGUACGCGCAAUCGUAUAUUUGUAACUGAUAAACCUGUGAAUUUUGUCAGUGUCGACUAACGAAAUAAUAAAGUAUUAUUUGUACACUGUA